CAUAUACGCAUGUAAGAAUAACAUGAUUCUGAAAAAUGUCUAAGUUAGGGUUUUUGUUACUGUAGGGGUUUUAAUGUUGGUCUUUGUAGAUGGCAAAACAAAUAGUAUCAGCGUGAAGACCUGCGGAGAUGUGUGUGUUAAUGGGAGCAUGAGUUCUGGACAAAGCAAAGUGACCCUUAACUCCCACUGCUGUAAUACACAGUUCUGCAACAGUCACAAUGCACCAGACUUGCCAAAACAGUCUCCGAACGGGAAGCAAUGUUUCACCUGCAAUGGCACUGACUGCUCAAAACCGUUGGCUUGUGAGGGUGAUGAGACUCAAUGCUUUAUCACUACAGUUGACAUCAGUGGCAAGAAGGAGACGACAAAAGGAUGUUCAAGCAAGUUGUUCUGUGGGCUCAACGCAACACAAUCUCUGGGAUUACCCGUUCAGGGCUUUGGCUUUGGCGUUUACAUGAAAUGCUGUGAGGGAAACCUGUGUAAUGCUGCUUGUGACUUGAGAGUUCAUUUUGUGAUGCUGGUACCUCUUCUCUCUCUGUUUGUGUUCUGAUACACGCUUUCAACAACCAACAAUUUCGUUUGCAAAACAUUUGUAAUCUAAUGCAAUGACUUAAAUACAUUUUAAUGUUUGGAAGUUGGCUGUCUGAAUAAGGUGAAUCGCAAGGUUUUUUUUUCUAUUCUGUUAAUAGAGGAGAUGGAGACCUGGUGGUGGAGGAAAUUGUAUAAUGUGCUUGUUUUUCAUGUGAGCAUCUUUAUGUUUUACUUUUGGAAAUAGUUUAAUAGCAUGUAAAAAAUAAAGAAAGUUGCAGCUGC
Pimephales promelas (fathead minnow) is the source of this 813-nucleotide messenger RNA. Its product is annotated as urokinase plasminogen activator surface receptor. The record is from RefSeq and is a predicted model, not a curated record. Lineage: Eukaryota; Metazoa; Chordata; Actinopteri; Cypriniformes; Leuciscidae.